Molecule: messenger RNA, 1770 nt
Organism: Anopheles arabiensis
Lineage: Eukaryota; Metazoa; Arthropoda; Insecta; Diptera; Culicidae
Product: transmembrane protein 39A-A
Exons: 3
Coding region: 298-1641 (447 amino acids)
Cellular component (GO): membrane
Source: RefSeq, a predicted model, not a curated record
UUUUGACAGUUGCAGCUGUCACAACAAAGGGGCAGCGUUUUUUUUUCAUUUUGUUUCCGGACAGAACAAAACAAUACACAGUUGCGUAUUCCGGCGGUGGUUCCCGGAUCGGAUUAAUUUCGCGUAUUUUUUAGCAUUAUCGAUUGCAUCGUUUUAAAAGUCGCCGAUGGGGUGUUUUCACUGAAAUUGGAGUUCAAUCUUUUGCUCAGUAAAAGUAAAUCAUUCCGGAGCGUUGCUUCCCGAUGAUACAUUAGAGGAGUACUGGUAAAAAACAACCGUAAAAAAGCACUCCACACCAUGACUGUAACGAUUAGAAGACUGCACCGGGGACAUCCUCCGUCGACGGCGGGACAUUAUGCAGGGUCCCAGGCGCUGGCGGCAAGUGGCGCUGCCGGUGCGCAGCAACGCAGCAACAAUCCGGACAGUAACGGCGAGGAGGAUGGAAGUGCCAUGUACACGCCGUUCCCGAAGCACGUGCCGUACCCGAACACGGAGCAAAGCUCGGAGCUGAUGAACGAGCUGUUCAUAUUCGGCUUCACCAUCAUCGCCAGUGCGACACAGUUUUUGCACCUGUACCGGUCCGUCUGGUGGUUGCCGAAUUCGUACAACCGGCAGGCGGUGAACUUUUACCUUAUCGACUGGGAUUUAGCCAUCUUCAUCGACAUUAUGGCGAGCCGGCGGCUCCUGUACUGCUGCAUCCUGAGGUGCAUCGAUGCCAACUGCCCGGAAGCGUACGCGGACGUAAGCAAAAAGGUGGCCAAGUACACGUUCCUUGCGUUUGUGCUCGCGUCCUUCGUUGGCUGCGGCACGCAGAUCUACCAGAAGGCGAGCUACAUCCAUCUGUUCGUGCUGAGCUACCCGCUGGUACUGUACCUGAUGAUAUUCGGCCUCAAUCUGGAGCAGUUUCUGCGCACGAUCGUCGACACCGAGCCGAACUGCAUCAACGGGAUGCCGCUGCACAGCUGCUCCUCCAGUGCGGGCGCCAUCCGGACCGAGAUCGACGCACUGCGGACGGACUUUAACGCACGCUGCAAGCAGAUCGUCUUUACCUCGCUGCUGAACGCGUACUACGCCGGCUUCGUGCCGUGCGUGCUGGCCUCGAAGCAUCUGUACUACAACAACUUCUGGACCACGCAGCAUCUGGCGUGCGUGUUUGUCGGCGGGCUGACCAUGUGCGUCACGUACUGCUUCCCGAUGCGGUACUGUGACGUGUUUCACCGGGCCGCACUGCAUCUCGGCCAGUGGCAGCGGGUUAGCAAUCGGUCGAACAGCGUGCCGACGUACACGUGGUCGAAGACGAACAUCUACCCGCACGGGACGUACGUGCGGCACAUGGGCGAGGUGUACCGGUCGGUGGGCUACUGCACAUCGGCCGUACCGGCCAACACUAGCCAUUAUAGAUUUUACGCCAUUUUCAGCAACCAUAUCGUGAUCUAUCUGACACUGUUCGCUGUGCAGAUGCUGCUGAUAGUGCUGCAGCUGGCCAUAUUUGCGCUCACCCCGGAGUGGCAAAACGUGCUCUCGGUGGCGUUUCUGUUGCUGAUCAACUUUUUCACCCUGUUCCGGAUCGCCCGGGACUACUUUAUCGCCCGCCGGAUAUACGCCAACGAGCCACUGUACCUCGGCAUGCGCAUGCAGUAGUGCGUGGAAGGCCCUCACACAUCUCAGCUCAGUUUCUUCAGUUGCUCUGAGCAGCCGCUAGCCGGGCGGUUGUAAUUUAUUGAACUAACAACUAUGAACAAUCAAUACACGAACUCUAAGCGUUACGAA